This is a messenger RNA of Argiope bruennichi, 2288 nucleotides long. RefSeq lists its product as uncharacterized. The transcript is spliced from 8 exons. Lineage: Eukaryota; Metazoa; Arthropoda; Arachnida; Araneae; Araneidae. The coding region runs from base 232 to 2196 and encodes 654 amino acids. Gene Ontology annotation, molecular function: interleukin-17 receptor activity. The record is from RefSeq and is a predicted model, not a curated record.
UGUAAACAACAUUUCAUGAUAUCGAGUUUCGAAAGUAAAAGUGAUCUUUGGUUAUCUGUAACAGAGACUAAACCAUCAUAAAUAAAAUUAAGGUUUCAGAAUUAAAAUAUAUGAGAUGAAAAAAAUAAAUUUUUCUCGAAAACAAUUUUCUCCUUUAAAACAUCAUUUCUUUACGUUUAUUACUAAGGAAUAUUGUGGUAUUUUAAAAUUAGUUCCUGCUUGAUAAUUAAAAUGUUUUUAUUAUAUAUAUGCACUGUAUUCGUACUUUUAAUCAUAUCAUUGAGCAGUUCUGUGCCUUACCCAAGCAGUAGAUGUCAUGAAAAUGAUUGUUCGUUUCAGUUUCCAGAUUUUAAGAAGGACAUAUGUAAGAUUUAUAACACUUCAGUUUGUUUAGAUUUUUACAAUUUUAAAGAAUCAUCUGAAGAGACGCUGAGAUCUGAGGAUGAAUCCAAAUUUAAUGUCUCGGUUGUUCCUUAUAUAGCAGAACUAUUUGUCUAUCCCAAGUCUGUUGUGCGUUCAGCUAUUAAUAUUACAUUUACAGUUAAUAGUGCUGAUAUUGAUGAACUGGUUAUUAAAAUAUCUACAAAAGCUUCUUCAAGACCAAUAUGUCGGAUAUUGGACUUUCAGAAUGUAAACAUUAGUAAACACUUUCCUAUUAAUUUAUUUUAUGACUGCUUGUUCAAUAUGGUCGAACAUAGGAUGGAAAAUGUGCUCAUGGAUUUUAUAGCCUUACCAUUAAAAGAAAAACUAAGCUAUUAUGUUUUUAUUCCUGGAACUGAAUAUCCUGGUUCUUGUACGUGGCAGUCUCUCAUCAUGGUGUUUAGUGGAAGUUUGCAAAAUGGAAUAGUGCAAGUGAAAUUUUCGCAAGCUUCGGAAUUGUAUAAUGUAUCAUCCUAUGUUAUAAAAUUAACUGAAAAUCUUUCUGGUAAUGAAAAAAUCACAGACAUAACACCUGAUAUUAGCAGAAGCAUGUUGUUUGCUCAAUUUUCGUCAGUUGAUGACGGUGCUUAUUCAGUUUCUGUGAAACCAAUAAUUUGGGGGUUACAUGAAAGUUGCUGGGCCGAAACUGAUAUAUUUCUUGUUGAGAAACCUAAAUCUGAUCAUAGGCUGAUCAUAUAUCUCUGCAUCUUUAUUUUAUUAAUUUUCAGUGCCUUAGUUUUUCUGAAAUUGUUUCGUCGCAAUAUUGCUAAAUUAAGGUUUGGCUCUAAACGGCGGGUUCUCCUUUUAUAUUCGCAUGAUUGCAAGGAACAUAAAGACUUUGUUAUAGCUUUCGUGAAGUAUCUGAUAGAGCACUGUCAUGUGGAAGUUUUCACUAUCUAUGGUGAACUACCCAUAGUAUGGAUCUCAGAUGAGAAACCAUUUAAUAAUGCCCCAAUUGUGAAUGAAUGUAACCCAUUGGAAUGGGUAAAAAAAAAGUACAAUGAAUGCGAUGUCAUCAUGUUUUUAAUAUCUGCUGGUUUGUACCAUACCUUAGAUAAAAAGCAUUCUCUUCCUAUUCAGACGUAUCAUGAAUGGAGAAAGCAGCUUCUCUGGGCCACGGAAUUCAUUUUAUUAGAACUAGUCAAUGGUGCCGAAAAUAAAAAAAUCUGUAAAAUUUGCUUUCCACAUGCAGGUAAAGAAUAUAUUCCCGAUCGUUUGCAGCUAGAUUGUGUAAAAUGUUAUACUUUUCCGCAAGAAAUGAAUAACCUUAUAAAUUUUAUGCAUGAUUCUGGUGAAUGUUUUGUAUGCAAUAAAUUAUGUGUUACUAAUUACGAAUCAUCAUUUGAAAAUACAAAUUUAUUUGAGAAAAUGAGAGACGUUCAAGUAGCUGUAGAUAAUGAUUCUCAUAUUCGCAUUAUCACACCACUUAGCGAAACUUUUGAGAAUGAUUUGAAUUUUACUGAUCUCCAUGAUAAAUCUGAAAAUGUUGUCGAAAUUUCCACAACUUCAGACUCUUCAGAUGAAAAUUCUGAUUCUGUUAGUUAUAUCCUUUCACCAAGCAUGCCUAAACCCUUGCUGAAAGAAAGUUUUGUAAAUAUUUCCUCAUAUGGUUUAUCUGAUUAUAUUCGUCCCAUCAGAGAAAGUGAAGAUUUUUUCGACGAAUCUGGAAGUGAUUCUGACAGUGAAGAUUUAAAUUUAUGCUAUCCUCCUAAACUUUAUAAUGAAAAUGAAGCCAGUCGUGUUAUUGAAGAUAUUUUUAAUAAAAACUUGACUUGAAAAAUUAGGUUCACUAGUUUUGUAAAUACAUCUAGAUACAUAACUUAGAAUUCCUGAAAAAAAAUGUGAAGUAUUUUUCUAACGAUGAAAAA